Molecule: messenger RNA, 3961 nt
Organism: Micropterus salmoides (largemouth bass)
Lineage: Eukaryota; Metazoa; Chordata; Actinopteri; Centrarchiformes; Centrarchidae
Product: programmed cell death 1 ligand 1-like
Exons: 4
Coding region: 43-645 (200 amino acids)
Source: RefSeq, a predicted model, not a curated record
ACAGUACAGUAACAGCAGCAGACGGACAUCACCUCCUCUCCCAUGGAUAAGUUUGUGUUCCUGUUGGUCCUUGUGUCUCCAGCAGCUUCUGAUGUGAUACGAGUGAAACCUGGAGAUAAUGUCACUCUGUCAUGUCAGGCUGGUGAAGCCUCCAUCAGAGCUGUAGAGUGGAGCAGACCUGACCUGGAGCCAGACUACGUCGUCUUUCACAGAGAUGGACUCUCAGAUCCAACCCACCAGCAUCCAUCCUUUAAGGACCGGGUGCAGCUGGUGGACAGAGAGCUGAAGGACGGAGACGUGUCUUUAAUUCUGAAGAAUGUGAGCAGCAACGACGCUGGAACAUACGAGUGUCGAGUUGCAACAGGAGGUUCAAGACGUAAGAGAGCCAUUAUUGAGACUGAGCCAAUCAGAAUCAUCCAGCUGGAGGUUUCAGGGUCCAACAGCGGAGACGUCGAGGAGGGAAACCAAAUCAACAAAAACCCCACAGAGGGAAACUACGGUCUUUACUACGGACUGGGAGCAGCUUUUGUUCUGGUUUGUUUAGCUGCUGUUGGAUUGGCUGUUGGCUGGAAAUAUAAAAGACAUAAGGACAAGAAACCAGAACAGCGUGCUGCUGAUAAAGCAGUGAACGACCAGUUACUCUGACUUGUCACAGACUCUUUCCACUUGUCAAUAUGUGUUUCAUACUUUCAACAUGAUUUUCAGUCUUUCUGUUGUUGUGAAUGUGUAAAUCUGGCGUUUGAGGCUCUCCACCAUGAUAAUCUGCUUCAUCAGUGCAGACAGACGGUGGUGGAGGGGUUUGCGUGCUCGUUGACUGAAGUUGUCUGGUCAGGUCUCCAUGACAAAUUGGUCCCAGGAACAACAGUCUGAUUUCUGUUGCUUCGCCAACAUGGGUCCCGUUUUUAAGACCUGCGUUGGGACCUGUUCCGGUUGAUCUGGCUGGUGGAUUGUGGUACCAAGUGUUUCACUAAUAAAACUGGGGAAAAACUGACAAGUGUAGUGAAGGGCAAUAUGCAAUAUGUAUAAAAGAGGAGGAAGUUACCUGACGGCUUUACAAAAUGAAGUGAAUAAAAAUGUUACAGUAAGGAGAGUAAAUGUAGCUGGUUGCUUGCAGCCUCAGCACUGAUGUAUCACAGGGAGCUUCAUGAACAGAUUAACCAGCUUUAAACAGAAAAACGGUCUCUGAUGUCAGAAAUGUCAGCAGACAGAGCGCAAACCAAACCUGUUGAAACCAGGUGGAGAGAGGUUUAUUUAUACAUACAUUUAUAUGAUGAAUAUUGAGUAUUCUAAUGUUUUCUUUUAGAAUUUGAUGUUUUAAAACCUGUGAUGUCUGUAUAUAUUUAUGUUAUAAGCUAAUGAUAUCAGAAGGACGUGGCCUUGUGUGAUUUAACCAGAGUUGUUGAUUAAACUCUGAUUACUUUUGAAAACUGUUAAACAAACCAAAAAGAUCAGACCUGUGGUCAGAGCAUCUGAUGAAACUCUGUCAAACUGAGAAUAAUUGACAGAGUAGAAUUACACGAUCGGUACAAAAGAACAUGUGGUUAUGCAAUAAUUUGUUAAAAAAAAAAAAAAAAAACAGCGUAGCCAGGACGCCCGCUUUUUGGCGCCGUGGAAUUGUGUAAACAACGACGCAUUUUUCGUCGGUCUUGAGGCGGCGAAAAAAACCGUCGCUCUGUGUGCUCAUGUAACGCCGCUUUUUACGGGGCUCAGUGUCCCCAAUGACGUGCAUCAUAACGCAUUACAAGACACCUAGUGUUAAAGGAUAAUGAGCUCCACCCUGUCUUCAGUUUGAACUGUUAUCACCUAAUCAGUAAAUAACAAGAACAGACCACAUUAAUCCAACCCAGCACAAGGAUGAGCUUCCCUACCUUAGAUCAUAAAUACCUUCAGAAUUCACACAGACACUUUAGCUCACUGCUAAUGACGCAACCUUACAAGUAGUUUCUGUGGGUCGCAGGUUUGCGCCUCGUUUGUAUCUUGUUUAAUGUUUGUUUGUUAAUUUAUUACAGGGACAGUGCAUAUUCAUAAACAUUUCUGUCAAUAUGCCAGAAUUAGCCUAAAGGCUAUUUUUCAUCUGCAGUCCCUAGACAGAUGUUAAGAGUCACCCUAAAAAAGAUUACAUAGCACUAAAAAAUUAAGAUACAUUUAGUAAAAUAUCUAUUAUAUUAGAAUAUACAAUCUAAACGCAUCAAAACAACAAUCGGACAAACAUCACGUAAAAACAUGACACACACAUAAGGAAAAAAAAGUCAACAGUGUGCGUCAAGAGCAUGUGUAGUAAUAGGUUAAUGUUGACAACUCUGAUGAUCAAUAAGCCAUUUCCUUAACUGAAUCUUAAAUGAACUAUACGUGUUUAUAUUUCUGAUAGUUAUGGGGGUGAGGUUCCACUCAGCAGCAGCUAGAACAGAAAAAGCAGUAUGACCAAAUACACUUUUCUUAAAGGGAAUGAUACAAUCUCCCCUAGCUGCACCUCUGGUCCUGCAGGAAUCAGCUGUUCGGGUAUUGACAAACUGUUGGAGGGGAGGGGAAGAUAAACCAUGAAUAAUUUUAUAAAUAAGACAUAGAUUUGAGUAUUUAACCAUAUUAUCCCAACUGAGCAAUCUAUAUUUUUGUAAUAUUGGACAGUGAUGAGAAAUACAUGGUUUCUUAUCCAGAGUUUUAACAGUUCGUUUGUAAAGUGAUUGCAGAGGUUUCAAAGAUGUAAUACUAGCUUGUGCCCAAAUGGGUAGACAGUAAGUGAUGUGUGAGAAAAUCAUAGAGUGCAUGUACAUUUUUGCUGCCUGUGUGGACAUUUGAUGGCGAAUGUGUCUAAAGUUACUGAGACUAUUUAAUUCGAUUACAGACCACUUUUACAUGUGAUGAGAAUGAUAACUUUGAAUCAAUUAAAACUCCCAGAUAUUUGUAUUCUGACACGAUCUGCAAUUUUUCCCCUGAAACAAAAAUAUCUGGCUCAACACUGAAGUUUUUGUGGGACUUAGUAAAAAACAUUGCUACUGUUUUUGAUGUAUUCAGCUGCAUGCAGGAGUGUUUCAACCAAGUUGUGAUGCUAUCCAUGUAGUUAGUGAGCUUCUCAACCACCUGAGCGAUAUUCCUACCGUGUGCAUAGACUACGGUGUCAUCAGCAUACAUCUGCACAAAAACAUCAGGACAAGCGAGUGGGAGGUCAUUUAUAUAAAUGGAGAAUAACAGAGGCCCUAAAUUAGAUCCCUGAGGAAGACCGGUGGACAGACUCAAGGCCGCCGAUUUAGAUGAUUGAACUCUGACAUGUUGGGAACGGUCAGUGAGAUAAGACUCAACCCAUUUAAGUGCAUCUGAGGAAAAUUUAAAAUUACAUAAUUUUGUCAGUAAAAUUUUAUAAUUAACAGUGUCAAAAGCCUUCCUGAGAUCCAGAAAUACCGCUCCAACAACCCCACCUUGAUCUAACAGAGCUCUUAUAUUUUCAGUAAGGAAACAAGUCGCAGUCUCGGUGGAGUAUUUUGCUCUAAAGCCAAACUGCAUAGGGUGGAGAGCAUAGGGAGUGGUGUUUAGAUGGUUAAUAAUUUGCUUUGCAAUCAGUUUCUCGGCAAUCUUAGACAUUGUGGGCAAUAUACUUAUGGGCCUGUAGUUUGACAUGGAAUGAGGAUCUCCACUUUUAAAAACUGGAACAACAACAGCUGGUUUCCACAUACUUGGGAACAAAUUUUGAGAAAUGGACAGAUUAAUAAUUUUGGUGAUGGGGGGUGUAAUUGAUGUACUUAAAGCCUUGAGCAUCACCGUAUCUAUAUCAAAAAUAUCUUUGCAUCUCGAUGGUCUGAGUGAUUUAAUGGUCUGUGAUACUUCUAGUUCUGUGAUAUUAAAUACGUUGAAAACUGAGUGACUUGUGUCUAUUGGCGGAGUAAAUACGUUCUCAGGUGUAAAACGGCUUGCUAUGUUAGCCACAGAAUCAAUAAAAUGAUGAUUAAAAGCCUCUGCUACCUCUAGA